Molecule: messenger RNA, 809 nt
Organism: Notolabrus celidotus (New Zealand spotty)
Lineage: Eukaryota; Metazoa; Chordata; Actinopteri; Labriformes; Labridae
Gene: sat2b
Product: spermidine/spermine N1-acetyltransferase family member 2b
Exons: 7
Coding region: 175-696 (173 amino acids)
Molecular function (GO): N-acetyltransferase activity
Source: RefSeq, a predicted model, not a curated record
AACACUGUAUAAAAGAUUGAACACCAUUAUUUGGCGGUAUUUCCGAAGUUACGUAAACUCUUUACAGUCCAUGCUGUCUACAUAACAUGUAGUCCACGCCUGAAGUAUCUAUUCCCCUUUUAUUUUGAAGGCCGAGUCCCUACACUGCGACCAUUUCCUGUCCAUUUAACAGAAAUGAAUUUUAAAGUACGAACUGCGACGAAAGAAGAUUGCAAAGAAAUAUCGAGAAUGAUAAUGGAGUUGGCGGUGUAUGAAAAUAUGCCUGACCAGGUGAAAAUAUCUCAUGAAGAACUGGAGCGUGAUGGUUUCUGCCAGAAUCCCUUCUUUGAAUGUCUUGUUGCAGAAGUUUCUGAGGAGCAUAAAUCUAAAGAAGGAUUCACAUUGGUCGGAUACACUCUUUACUUUUACACCUACAGCACAUGGAAGGGGCGGUCAGUGUAUUUGGAGGAUCUGUACGUGAUGCCAGACUUCAGAGGAAAUGGCAUCGGCAAAGGCUUACUAAGCAAAGUGGCAGAGGUAGGGAAAAACAAGCAGUGUGUGCGCCUGCAGCUGUCCGUGUUAGACUGGAACACUCCCUCUCGGGACUUCUACACUGCUAAAGGAGCUCAGGACCUCACUGACAGUGAAGGAUGGCACUUCAUACGCUUUGAUAACCAAAGCCUGGACGAUUUAGCAAAUGGAGCACCUAAAGACUGAAAGCUUCCAAGAAAAUCUUACAAAAUAAGGGACUGGUUCCUUUGGUACUUGGUUCGGCCAGUAACCCCGAGUACCCUGUCUUUCUGUCAGUUAAAGAAAAUUAUGUAUUGGAA